Anopheles aquasalis is the source of this 4032-nucleotide messenger RNA. RefSeq names its product protein gurken-like. Gene Ontology annotation, molecular function: receptor ligand activity; epidermal growth factor receptor binding. Gene Ontology annotation, biological process: epidermal growth factor receptor signaling pathway. Lineage: Eukaryota; Metazoa; Arthropoda; Insecta; Diptera; Culicidae. The record is from RefSeq and is a predicted model, not a curated record.
GCUUAGCGAGACAACCGCAGCCGCAGCCGCAGACGCAGCAGCAGUAGCACGAUCGCAGAGCCCAUAGGCUCAGAGUCAGGCAGAAUCAAACAAGACUUAAACAACGGCGAGUGCGGACGCUAACCGACCGAACCGACGAUCGGAAUCGAAAUUUGCGGAAUUUCGGACAGAAGCAGCAGCAGCCGAAAAAUAGUGAAGAGCGAAGAAGAAGAGUGUCUCUUUGCAGGAAUGUGCUGCGCCGGAACCGUAGCCCAGAGAGGGUGAAGCGACAGAGAAGGUGUGCGUGUGUGGGCUCGAGAACAGUCAGCCAAGGCCAGCACUACUAGCAGUAGCAGCAGCAGCAGCAGCAGCAGCAGCAGCAGCACCAGUGACUUUUGUAGGAUGUACCGGCGGUCAAUUGUGCGGUUGUGCGGUGUGUGUGAGCGCGCGCCCAGUGCUCCGCGGUUGUGUCCGUAGUCUCGCCAACGGGCGGAACCAGGAGAAGAAGAAGAAGAAGAAGCAAAGGCAGCAGCAGGAGCAGCAGCAGCAGAGUGACAUCGCGUUGUGUGGUGCAGGGUGGUGCUCGUGAACCGAGAUCACAAAAAAAAACUCUUCACACUUCACACAGAUCUCCGGACGUCGAAAAGGAAGCACCCCGCUCCCCGUUCAGUUGGCCACCACACACAUUCGUCGCCGUUCUCCCCCUCCCCUCUCCAGCACCUUUCCCCACCCGCCCCACACACACACACACACACACUACACUCGUCCACCUCUCCGCCACUCGCGUGCCGGUGCAAGAUGAAAAUACAGCGUCCUUGGGCACGGUUAUCGGGCUGCGCAUUGAACGAUCCUAGUACCGACGCCCAGCGAAAGCAUCGCACCCACCCAAUCCAGCAGCAGCAGCAGCAUCAACAACGUCAUCCGUAUCAUCAUCAUCGGCCCUGCCAUCAACCGACGGCACCGGGAGUAGUAGUAGUAGUAGUGCCUUUGCCCCUCGGUUGCAACCGUUCAGUGCACAGGCAGCAGCAGGUGAGCGCGGCGAUAGGUCGCGUAGCGCCGGUGCCUCCCGGCGUUAGUCGCCGCUCCAGGACUAACUGGAGCGGACGAUCCUGCCGGCGUGACGAGUGAGGAGCAGCGGAACCAGGGAAGGAGCUAGUGGUUACGAGGAAGAACGCAGCAGAGAAGCAGCAGCAGCAGGGCGGAGGAAUUGCGAACCUGUGAACGAGUGAGUGCGUCUCGCAAGAAGCUAGAGGCCACCCCCCACAUCGCCCUUAAAGGAGGAAGUGAAGAGCGAGCGAGUGAUCUCAGGGGCAAGCCCGGGAGGGGGGUGUGCGUUGUGCAUGGACACGUAUGAGUGGGUUUUUUUUGUUGCUGUUCUGUGUUUCGUUUUUUUUUCUGGCUUCAUUUCGCGCGUGUGUGCCGGGUGUGCGAGCAUAUUUCCGGCCACCUAACGAGGUCCUGAUCCUUCGCGAACGGGCUGACGCGACAGGCAGCGGGCACCGGCAACGGGCAGGACUCGUUCGUUCGUUCGUUCGUUCGUCCAGCCCAUCCACCCAUCUAACGCAUCGUCCAACGCGCUUCGCUUCGGUAGGUAGAUAGGCACACGCGAUUGUGAUCGAGAAGCAACCGAAAGCCGAAACCGAUCGGCAUAAUACACACACACCUGAUAUCAUUCCAAACGAAGUGCACAACGUACGCAAUCAAAUCCAGAAGAAGAAAGAACCCCCAAAAAUCAGAGCCAGCCAGCGCACGCAUAUCCGUCUGUGUCCCCCGGAAGAAUUAUCCUUCACAUUCCGAAGCGAUGAACGCGAGAGCAGCGCAGCGGCUCGGUGCAGUACUGCUGUUAAUGCUGUCAUCAGUUGUGGUCCACACAGACUGUUGUUCGAGCAGAACGAUGCCGAAGGCCCGAGGCAGGCCAGUGUCACACUUCCGCGGUGUGAUCACCACGAACCCUAGCAGCGCCACUAGCAAUCAGGAGGCGACUAUCCGGCCGGAUGCUCCCUCACCGCCGAUUCCGGUGUCGCCCGAGGCGACCUCGACGGUGACGGGCUCGCGCAUCCCGCUCGGCGGCAAUGGCAAACGCCCGGGCGCACCCUUCGGCACCUACAAUGGUAGUAGCAGCAGUACCGGCAGCGGCAUCGGCAGCGGGCGCCAGAAUGCGGAUGGGGGCCGGCUGGCACAGCAGCAACGGCCAGCGGUGGCGUCACCGCCAUCACCAUCACCACCGCAGCAGCACCAGCGGGCAGACAAUGGUACGCACAGUGGCGAUAAUAAGGAGCAGCAGAUGCGAAUGGGCAAGUGUUCGCAGUUGUUCGAGGACAACUACUGCUUGAACGGUGGCCAGUGCUACAACUUCACCAUCGCCAACUCUACGAUGCCGACGUGCGAGUGCGCGGACGGAUUCAUGGGCGAACGGUGCGAGUCAAAGUACCUGGAUGGGACCUACCUGAGCAUGCGCAAGCCAAAGAUCCAGAUCGAAACGGCCGGCAUGUAUUACGGGGCAUUUCUAGCCAUGAUGGUAGUGCUCGGCGUGUUCUACUAUCUGCACUGGCUCGGCGUCGGCGCGCGUGUCUUCGCGCUCCCGACUGGCUACAGGCGCGUACCGACCGAGGCACGCGCCUGGCGCCUGGCCCGAACCUAGGCAGUACCGGUACGAACGGAUUUGCCCCCACCCGCUCAUCAGUAAUACCUCGGUACGUCCCAUCCGAAACCGUAGUAACAUAAUAACGACCCCAUUACACACUUUCCACAACACACGAAAACACAUCUACACUGUUAGGAUUUAAGUAACGGAUGAAGUAGAAAUAAGCAAGGGCGAUAGAGCCACUUAUGACAAGUAGGAGCGUAGGACACAGCAUAUAGGCAUAGGGAGUAAAGGAUAAGGACGUAGAGAUGUAAGUAGCAGCAGCAACGGGUGCAACGCCGUGGCGUAUCGUUUGGAGCAUCAUCCAUGCACGAGAGCGGCCCGGAGAGCUUAGCGACCUGAGUAGUAACACCAACAUCACUAACGACAACUACAAAAAAAGGCAGACAACGGCGAAAACGAAGACGAAAACAUCGACGAUAAGAACAAAUUGAGGAGGAUAGGCAGUCUGGUCUACAGACUCUUAAAUGUCUUAGCUGUUUCACCGGAUCCAUCCUGUGGAUCAAUCACGAUGUGGGAGGGAUGUCGAAUGUUCUAGCAGGAGUCCCAUAGACGAGAGCCAUGGGGAAGGGGGCCAUGGCCCCCUCUAUCCUCUUUGCGCUCCUCACUUCCGACCGCCUUUGCGUUGAUCUCAGAGAGAUCGUUGUUUCCAUUCACCUCGUCGUACGGAUUGUGAUUUCUUCUCCUCAUUGUUUGGUCCACUAUCCGUUAUCAACGCUAAACCGCUACUUUCGUAGCUCCCUUUUUGUAUACGUGACUCUGUUGCUCCCUCGGUGUUUAAUCAAUCGCGCGUUUGAGGGUGGCGAUUCUCUCGGAAUCUGAGCUUAGUACCACGAGUCCAUCCACUUGAAAUUCUUUCUACCAACCACAAGGAACAAACAAUUAUGUUUCCGUUUAGUUUAUAAUGCAUUACGAGCCACUCACACAUCCCAGAUUCAUCUGACGUUCGCGAGACAUAUCAAUGCGGAGAUAUCAAUAAAAAGGAAGCUACUUUCCUAUGUGCACUUGCAGCGGUUUGGUAUCGUGGUGGUCACAGGCUAGAAGGUCACAUUCAAACAGCAAGCAUACCAGAAUUCAAUCUAGAUAUCGGGAUAAUUGUGUACGUAGCUCGAUGAAACAUCACGAAAGCAUUGUGGCAGUGUGCGAAUACGCCUUUUUUUUAAUCAGAAUCUACAGCAUACAAUUGCAACAAGAUUGUAGGGAGAAUACCGAUACGCUGGCUUCGUGGAGGAGCAGAAAGAGAGAAAAUGGGAAUACAAUCAAUAUGCAACAUUAACAGGAGUAGCAGCAUAAGAACUAGCAUUAAACGACAUGAUAGAGCGCAAUUUAGCGCAAGCGAUAGACUGUGUUUCGCUUUUUUUUUAAAUAUUACCUAGUGUUUAAUACUUACUACACGCCCUGUCACAUGA